AUGACGUACCUAAAAAUGGCAAAGAGUCCAUGCCUAAAGAGACUACGCCUCUCCAGGGCAACCAUCACAGAACUAUGUGCCCUAACGCAAGAUGACUUGCAUCCAUGGGGAAACAUUGGGCACGGUGUGCCAGUGGCAUUGAGGGUUACUGCAGCUGUUAACUUCUAUGCAGCCAGUUCCUUCCAGGGGUCUACAGGUGACGUAUGCAGCAUCUCCCAAGCAGCCACGCACUACUACAUCAAGGAUGUGAAAAAUGCACUGCAGAAGAGGACUGGAGAAUUCAUAAGAUUUUGGAUGGAUGAGGACAAUCAGGUGGGGUGGGCAAUGGGAUUCAUAGCCAUUUCUAUUUUUCCAUGUGUUCAAAGUGUAAUAGACUGCACCCAUGCUGCCAUCAAGGCACCAUCCAAGCUGCCUGCCCCAUUUAUUAACAGAAAGGGAUUCUAUUCUCUCAGUGUGAAGUUAAUCUAUGACCACAAGAAGCAAAUCUUGCAGGUGUGUGCUCGCUACCCUGGCAGCAACCACGAUGCUUAUGUGUUUCAACACUCGCAGAUGCCGCAGUCGUUUAUGCCAAGGCCACACAUCAGAGAAUUAAUCAAAGGUGACAGUGGCUACCCUUUUCACACAUGGGUGAUGGUACUGGUCAGAAACCCAGUGAGGCAGAAGAGGGUCAAUGCUAUUCAGGGCACAACAAGGAAUAUCAUAGAGCCAAUCAUCAGUCUGCUGAAGAUGCGUUUCUGCUGCCUUGAUCUGGGAGUGCACUCCAGUACGACCCAGUAA
Messenger RNA from Carcharodon carcharias (great white shark), 777 nucleotides. Its product is annotated as putative nuclease HARBI1. Lineage: Eukaryota; Metazoa; Chordata; Chondrichthyes; Lamniformes; Lamnidae. The transcript has a single exon. The record is from RefSeq and is a predicted model, not a curated record. Bases 1 to 777 code for a protein of 258 amino acids.